Tachysurus vachellii is the source of this 2154-nucleotide messenger RNA. Its product is annotated as zf-DHHC domain-containing protein. Bases 37 to 924 code for a protein of 295 amino acids. Lineage: Eukaryota; Metazoa; Chordata; Actinopteri; Siluriformes; Bagridae. Gene Ontology annotation, cellular component: Golgi apparatus; endoplasmic reticulum. The transcript has 9 exons. Gene Ontology annotation, biological process: peptidyl-L-cysteine S-palmitoylation; protein targeting to membrane. The record is from RefSeq and is a predicted model, not a curated record. Gene Ontology annotation, molecular function: protein-cysteine S-palmitoyltransferase activity.
CGGAUUACGUCACAUACGGAAGUAGGGAAUGUUAAGAUGGCUGUGCUGCGUUGUCGGAGAGACCCGUGCGGAUUUCUGUGUCUCAUUCUGACUUAUUUUAGUGUGUUUUACGCCGAUUAUGUUGUUAUCCAGUAUGUACUGAUCCCAGCUUACUCUGGAAGUGUUUGGUGUUCACUUCAUGGGUCUGUCUUUAAUGUCAUAUUACUGCUGCUUCUGGCUUGUCAUUCAAAAGCAGUGUUCUCAGAUCCAGGUAUGGUUCCUCUUCCUGAGACAGCCAUUGAUUUCUCAGACUUAAGGUCUCAGUCCAGUCGUGUGAAUGACAGGGCUUGUGAAGGCUGGACUGUGUGUAGUCGUUGUGAAACAUAUCGUCCUCCUCGAGCACAUCACUGUCGAGUGUGUCAGCGCUGCAUCAGACGCAUGGAUCACCACUGCCCGUGGAUUAAUAAUUGUGUUGGAGAGCUCAACCAGAAGUACUUCAUCCAGUUUCUCUUUUAUACUGGCAUGGCCAGUCUGUACUCCAUGGCUCUGGUAGUGUCGGCAUGGGUGUGGCGCAUACGGAGUGAAAGAGAUGGAGAAAAAGGAGGAGAGGAUGUUCCCAGCAAGCAUCUAAUAGUGGCACAUUACAUCAUCUUGUUAGUGGAGUCCAUUCUGUUUGGUGUUUUUGUCCUGGUGAUAUUUUAUGACCAGCUGGUGUCCAUUAUAACAGAUGAGACUCCCAUUGAGCAGAUGAGAAACAGGCUGAUGAAGGACAGACCCAACAGUGGACAGUCAGUGCACACAACACACACCCGAAAACCUAAAGUCGCAUUACUAAGGGAGGUGUUUGGAAGAGGCUCUGUGCUGUGUUGGCUGUUACCAUUCCAAUCCUCUCCCCCAUCCGCUGGAGGAAUCACUUACUCACCUGUUCCUGAUUACGAUGUGUAAAGAUGACCGACGCCAACAUUACUUUAGUUUGAAUGAAGGAAGGAUGAAUGUGUUUUAUAAAGGUUAGCUCUGUGGGUUAUGUUGUAGCUCUUAAACUCUUCAUUUGUUUGUUCUUUCUUUCUUUCUUUCUUUCUUUCUUUAUUCCAGCUAUAUGACUGUCUUUAUCCAUCAUCAUGGCCUUUGAACAGUUUACUGUUGCAAUUAACAAACAGAAAUAGAGAUGUUUCAUUGAUUAUUAAAAUAUUGAAUACGUUAUUAUAAAUGAUGCACCUAAUCUAGAGGCUGUAACUAUAUUAGCUUCUGUAAAAUCUGUUCCACAGUCAUGUCUGCUACAUGUGUGAGAAUUUCUGUUUAAUGCAUGAAAAAUGCACCAAUUCCUUUAAAUAGUACUUUUUGCCAAUAAAGGGUAAACAAUUUAUUUAUUUAAACACUACAGCGAGUCCCAAAAACUUCCAUACAUUGCCUUUAAGAAUGCCUUUGAUAAAAGAUGAACAUAUUGAAAUUAUGCUCAUGGAAGCAUUGGGAAGCUGCUGAAAGGUUGUAAUGGACAAUUAAAUGCAGGACAGCAGACGUGUUAACACGAGUUUGUCGUGAGUUUGGGACACAAUUCUAAAGAAAUGGUCAUCAUGUAGAAAAUGUUUUGUACAUAAAGUUACAUUUUGAUAAAAAGUGUUAAAAUUCCUCGUGUACAGAGAAUUUGGGACAGAAAUACAAGUAUAGAAAACUCUGUACAAUAUACUUUAAUAUAUAUUCUGUGAAGGAUUCAGGCAUUUUUCAGCAAACACUAUCUGUGUUUAAAUACAAAUAAAAGUGUAGCAGCAGCAUCUCUAACACCAACACUGUGUUAAGUGUAAAAUCAGCCAGUCCUGUGGAAUGAAGUCAGUGUUGCUUGGGGCUUAAACAGUGUCUGAAAGUGGUGUAUGUGUAUAUAUAUAUGUAUAUAUAUAUUUUUUUCUUCUUCAUUUAACUCAUUUAUUUAUUUUUAUAGGUUUGGUGAUUUGUAAAUGUAUUUUAUAGCGUUUUAGUGCAGGGAAAGUGUUGAAACAUUUUCAGGUUACUAGCUUCAGUUAUUAAAGUGCUUUGAAUGUUCUUUGUGUAAUUUGUGAUACAUUUGUUUUGCUCUUUGACAUUUUAAAGGUUGCUCGUACAUUGCUAAUGGAUGGUGUUUACAUUGAUAUUUAUUGUACUUUGUCUAAAUGCUGCUGAAUUAAAGGACACCUUUUAAUAUUA